AUGGGGAAGUUUGCAGUCUUUCAGACGCUGCUGUUUUUCCUGGUUGUGGUAUGCGUUGACGUGGCGCUCGCGUCGGACAAGUCAUGUUUUGAGCUGCCGAUCGUGAUCGUGUCACCAAACAAGGUGAAGUUGCCGACUGAAACCUGCAAUCAGCCUCGCCUCCCCGCGCCAGAUUGCAUGAGGGACCCUGUUGAAGCCAAUAUCGAGGUGAUCGACAACCAAGGUUCAUUGAAUUGCCUGGGAGGAAAUCGGACCGCAGUUUAUCCCGCAAGCGUUCACUACCGGGGGCAAUCCAGCCUCCAUUUCACGAAGCACCAAAUGGCGGUCGACUUGGAUGAGGACGCUGAGCUCCUGGGAUUUCCAGCAGAUCGCUCCUACAUCCUGAAUGGUCCUACUGUUGAUGGAAGCUUGAUGCGGAACCACCUCGCCCACUGGAUGUACCGUGGCACCGGGCGUUAUUCACCUCGGACGCGCCAUGUCGUGGUGUUUGUUCGCGAUGAGCUGGAUGCAGAUGACUGGAGCCCACGAUACCGCGGACUCUACUUGGCUCUCGAGAAGAUCGCGUACACGCCGAAUCGCGUAGGACUUUCUGUUUUGGACAAUUUAUGUCAGUCCAAGGAAGAGCUAUCAGGUGGUUGGGCGUGGCAAAAUAAUCCACUCGGGUAUGGUGACUACUCGCCCAAUGUCGUGCUGAAUGAAGCAACGGGAUUGUUUGGUGCUGGUGCGCGACCGAUUCUGACGUACCCCGAGCCGAAAAUGCUGACACAGACCAUGCGUGAUUACUUCAUCUCCCCUGAAACCGGCCCACUCCCGCGUCUGUACCAGUAUCUUUAUGAUAACAUGACCCACCCGGAUGGACUCGAGGAACACAUUGAUAUCGGGUCAUUUGUGGAUUACUUCCUGCACUCUGAGCUGUCGGUGAACUCAGACGCCUAUCGCCGCAGCACAUACUUUUUCAAGGACCGCAACCAACCCAUCAACGCUGGACCUGUCUGGGAUUUCAACUUGGCGUACGGGCUGGGUGGCGCUACGACGACUUGGAUGUACACGAUUCAUACAUUCUGGAAGAGGCUGGCGUGCAACUACAAGUUCGCAUCGCUUGUUCAGCAGCGUUGGGUGAAGUUGCGGUCCAAUACGUGGAGUGACGAGUCUAUCCAAUCGUUUAUUCAAUCAAGCGCUGAGCCAAUUCGUCGUCAACUAAAGAACUGCGCCGACUGGAAGAGCGAUAACAUUCAGUGCGCGAACGUGGAGGCUAAAACGAAGGGUGGCUUCGACGACAUGGUAAACCAAUUGCUCGAGGCGGUGCUCGCUCGUGCGCGUUGGAUGGACUCGAGUGUGCCUGGAUUCUACAAGACACUGGACCGUAACCUCUGUGUGGCUGCUGGUGAGCUCCCUGCGUAUAAUUGCGCGGCUGACGGUAACGACAAAGGUUGUCUGGUGAACCCGAGCACCUACAGCAGUGCGGUUGAGUUUCCUGAGCCUCGCAAGCCUGCUGCCGCUGAGUCCUGUGGCUCAUCCCAAGUGUCGAAUGCUGUGACAGCAGCGGUGGAGAAACCAUCGAUUGACCCUUGCUGGCUAUCUGCAGGAGUGUACAUGUCGGACGGAUCGAUAACACCUUUCUGCUCGGGCUACGGCUUUUGCCCCGAGGGCCCAGGCGCGAAGUGCACAUGCCACAGUGGACACCCGGCUCCAACUUGCGCUCGUGAUGACGACGCCAUCAUCCCUCGUGGUGGACUCAUCGAGGAGAGUGUUGUCUCGCAGAAAUCGCCCCCAAUCAAGCCCUUGGAUGAAUUGUCAAGCUUCGACGAAUAUCUUCGCUAUCCGCUCUUCUUCCUGUGCGCUGUUCCAGCAAUGGCUCUGGGAGUGGUGUUGGCAGCUCGUCAACGCCGUCGCCAGCACUACGUUCGUCUGCGUCACCGGGCUGUUGGAUCGAUGACUAGCCAUGGCCACGAUGGGCAUGAACUUCACUACGGAACUUCGUAG
Messenger RNA from Phytophthora sojae, 1983 nucleotides. RefSeq lists its product as hypothetical. The transcript has 2 exons. The record is from RefSeq and is a predicted model, not a curated record. Bases 1 to 1983 code for a protein of 660 amino acids. NCBI's taxonomy places the organism in Eukaryota, Oomycota, Peronosporomycetes, Peronosporales, Peronosporaceae.